This is a messenger RNA of Henningerozyma blattae CBS 6284, 174 nucleotides long. RefSeq names its product F1F0 ATP synthase subunit i (gene ATP18). Gene Ontology annotation, molecular function: proton transmembrane transporter activity. NCBI's taxonomy places the organism in Eukaryota, Fungi, Ascomycota, Saccharomycetes, Saccharomycetales, Saccharomycetaceae. Gene Ontology annotation, biological process: proton motive force-driven ATP synthesis. The record is from RefSeq and is a predicted model, not a curated record. The transcript has a single exon. The coding region runs from base 1 to 174 and encodes 57 amino acids.
AUGAUUUCCAGAUUUUCAUUCCCUAUUGUUAAACACUAUUGGCCAGUCUUCGUCAGUGCCACUGCCAUGUAUUAUGUAGUUGGUAAAGCUGCUGAUGCUUACUCACAAACUGAUGAGUAUAUUAAUGAUCCAAGAAACCCACGUUUCUUAAGAGGUGAAAAAUGGUUGAUUUGA